This is a messenger RNA of Rhizophagus irregularis DAOM 181602=DAOM 197198, 1348 nucleotides long. RefSeq lists its product as uncharacterized. NCBI's taxonomy places the organism in Eukaryota, Fungi, Glomeromycota, Glomeromycetes, Glomerales, Glomeraceae. The record is from RefSeq and is a predicted model, not a curated record.
AUUUGUUAUAUCAAAUAAUUUAGAAAAGGAAGUUUUUUUUUAAAAAGAAAAAAAAUAUACUGUUCACGUUUUCAAAAAAAAACUUGCCGUAAUAAUUUAGUAAUUUGGAGAUGACAAACACGUGACUAAAAUUGUUUAUUAUAAGGUUCUUAUUUUGCAAGUCGAUAGUUUUCUAAUUUCUAACAAUGUCGAAAUUUAUAAGUCUUUUUUUAUUUACUAUACUUGUAUUGGGACAAACGUCUCUCGCGUACAACUGUUCUGAUAUCGUGGUUGAUCGUAUUAAAUUCGAUCUUUCUGAUCUUAACAAAGUAGAGGAAAUAAUUGGAGACGUUGAAGUAACGCAUCCAACUUAUACAAGAACUAAUUAUCUGAUAAAUCCUUGUGAACCCUUGACAUACAAAGAUGAUCAAGUAGACCAAUGUGAAAACGGCACAUAUAUUUGUGAAAUCAUAAUUAAUUAUUUAAAGGAUCCUAGAGAUCCCAAAGAAUCUGAUCCUAAAAAUCGAACUAUAAGUAUUAAAUCAGUAGCUGGCGGAGAUAUAAAAGAAUCAAUAUCUUUAGGACCUGUCUUGAACGACGUUGAUUCUCACGGAAAUCUCUCAAUUAUAUUACAUGGAGGUUCUUACAAGAAUGAAUCACAACAAGCAAAUAUUACAUUUAUUUGUUCAGAGCAAAACAAAACGGCAAACAUCAUUGGCUACAAGGAGAAUACGUUAUUUAUAGAAUGGGAAACUAAGGCUGCUUGUGGAGAACGUAUUCCUGAAGAAGAUAAAGGAAUGGGCGGAUUCACUAAAUUUAUACUCAUUAUAAUUUUUAUCGUUUUAUGUUAUUUUGGAAUUGGAGCUGCUUAUAAUUAUCAUGUCUAUAAAGCACAUGGCUGGGAUUUAUUACCUCAUUUGGACUUUUGGAGAGACUUUCCAUAUUUAGUCUCGGAUUUUUUCAAAUAUCUCGUUAAUUUUAUUAGAACAGGUCGUGGCGGAUAUGCCAGGGUAUAAUGUAUAAUAUGUAUUAAUAUAUAUUGCAAAAGUUCAAUAAUAAGAGAGGUAUGUAUAUUCGUUAAUUUUUUCAGGGGCUGUUAGAAAGAUGAAUAUUUUUUCAUUAUAAUUACGUAGAUGUAUUAUUAUUAUUUUAUUAUUUUUAAUAUUUACAAUGAAAAAGAGCUGCAAAUUUAAUAAAUAAAUAAAUGAUCAUGUUAUUACAUAAUGGUAACACUAGUAUAUCAAAUUUUGAAUUCGUAUUUUUUUGGUUCCCACCCCAUGUCUUUUUGUCUUUUUAGAAAAAUUUUUUAACGGUUAAAGAUUAUCAAAUCUCACAAUUUCUCUCCCAAAGAAAUUUUAUAUAAAAAAAC